AGAGAUGAUGAAGGUCUCAAUUUUCCUAGUAGUGCUGCUGCAGCUGCACAGCUCUAGUUUAGUAGUGACAACUGCAACAAGUAUCAUGGCUGCACAUCAACUGACUACAAGUGCAUACACUUCAAGUGCAUUACUCUCAAACACACUGCUUCCGACAGCACCGACUUCAAACCUGCCCCAUCCUCAGUUCGUGUCCAACUUCACCGGCUCUGUGGAUGACCAUGGAACCUGCCAGUGCUCCGUCUCCCUACCUGACACUCCCUUCCCUGUUCAGAAGAUGGAAAGCCUGGUAUUAACCACCCAGGAGCUCUCAGAGAAAUUUUACAGCGAACUUACUAAAAUAAAAGAGUAUUCUGUAGUCAUUGAGAGGUAUGAACAAAGGCUCCUAAACCUAACAAUCCGAGUUGAGACCAUGGAGAAGACCAGCAUUUCUUAUACUGACCUGGACUUUGAGUUACUCAAGCUGGAAGUCAAGGAGAUGCAGAGACUGGUCACCCAGCUGAAAACCACUUUUGUUGGCAGCAGUGUAAUUAUUGAUCAACUGGAAAUAGAGAUCAAGAAUAUGACUCUCCUGGUGCAGGAGCUGGAGUCCCUAGACAAAAACAAUAUCCUUACAAUUCGUCGGGAAAUUGCAGCUCUAAAGAACAGACUGAAGGAAUGUGAAGAAUCUAAUAAACAAAAUGACCUAGUUCAAAAUUUCCCACCCGGUAGCUGUAAUCACAGUGGUGUCGUAAACAUCAGCAAACCUACCAUAAUUCAGUUGAACUGGAGAGGGUUUUCCUACAAGUAUGGUGCCUGGGGCAAAGAUUACUCUUCACUUACUCCAGAGAAAACUCUCUAUUGGAUUGCCCCUUUGAACACAGAUGGGAGGAUCUUGGAGUAUUACAGGCUUCACAACACCAGGGAUGAUUUACUGUUGAAUAAAAAUCCCCGAGAUAACCGAAUCUCCUAUGGAGAGGGCAGCGGCACAGCAGUGUACAAGAAUUCUAUGUAUGUCCACAUUUACAAUUCAAGAGAUAUUGCCAAGGUUAACUUGACCACCAACACCAUAGUUGUCCGGAAGUCUCUCCCAGAUGCUGCUUAUAAUAACCGCUUUUCCUAUGCUGGUGUAAAUUGGGAAGAUAUAGACCUCGCAGUGGAUGAAAGUGGAUUGUGGGUGAUUUACGCCACUGAAGCCAGCACUGGUAAUAUUGUGAUAAGUAAACUCAAUGACACCACACUGGAGGUGUUAAGCACCUGGCAGACUAGGCAGUAUAAGCCAUCUGUUUCCAAUGCCUUCAUUGUAUGUGGGGUUCUGUAUGCUACUCGUGAAGUCAACACCAGACAAGAUGAAAUUUUUUACACCUAUGACACGAACACUGGGCAAGAGGGAAGAAUGAGUAUAGUUAUGGAUAAAAUGUUAGAAAAACUGACAGGUAUCAACUACAACCCCCAAGACCACAAACUCUAUGUCCUUAAUGAAGGUUACCUGAUGAACUAUGACCUUAGUUUUCAAACUACCUUACAGUGACAGUCUUAGGGACAAACCCACGAGAGAUGUGGAAUUUCUUUUGAUAAGAUGAAUGCAUCUCUGCCUUUGAAAUUUACUCACUUUUCUAAGAUACAUAAGGUGGCCCAGGAGUUUAUUGAAUGUUACUAUUGGGUCAAUGCUGAUAUUGGCAAAAAUUUGAUAGCUCAAAUUUAAUAUUCUUUUUCCACUGGUAAAAUGAUUGAUUGAAGAUUUCCAUCAAAUCUUUAAGGUUUAACCUUAAAUCCCCCACAAAACUAGGUCAAGAAAUUUAUCCCCAGAGAGUGCCCAGGGCUGAUGUCAGAGUCCCAGUGUUGUUUAUAAAAUUAAGAUGGAAACCUCCUCUCCAUUUUCAUUAAAGAAUCUGCUAUUCUCUUCCCUCUUCUGGUGUUUGACCUAAUUUAAAGUCCAAGCUCUGACCAAAGACAGGAUCUUCUGUCAUAUGGUAACAGUGUGAAUGUUCAUGCUUAGUGUCUGUUUUUUCCAAUAGCAAGCGUCUCUUUGAACUUUAGCCCCAGUAGAGAACAGAAUAGCAUGUACCUCUGGGAAUCUCUUUAAGCCCAUUGGGAAGCAGGAUUCCAGCCCUUGUUUUGGAGGAAGUCAAAUGCAGUCAGAGGAGACUAGAGAUCCAAGCCAUGACUUUAGUUCAACCUGACUGCCGAGUUUUCCAAGUAAGUGACUCAACUUCUGUACUUUAAUUUCUCCACCUGAAAAAUAGGGAUGAAUUAGCCCCCUCUAAGCUUGGACUGAUACAAAGGGCAAACAGGAAUGUUCAGUGGGCCUCAUUGAGUGUGCUGUGGGAUGAUUCUUUGUGGUCUAAGUCCCCUUUCUCUGGGUCCAAGUUAUUAUAUUUCUCUUUCCCACUCUCUUCUCCAGGCAAUGCCCUGAUGCCUGGGACAAAUAAGUAGAUAAAUAUCAGCAGACUGUAAGCUCUUAGUGGGUAGGAACGUUGCUUUAUAUUUUUGAACCUGGUUCUCCCAUGUAAAAUGGGAGUAACCAUGGUUGCCUGCCUCCUAGACUUGCCUAUAUGGCAGCUCUGUAGAUAAGCACCCACAUUUACAAGGUAAUGACUCUUUUGUUUAACCUGGCUUCCUUCCCUGGGUGUACAGACAGUAAAAUAAAUUAAAUCAAAUUCAUUUCACUUGAUAAGCAUUCCUUUUUAAGGCUCCUGGGUACUUGAGCCUUAAAACAUUUCAUCAGCUCACUCCCUCCUACUUAUUAAUCAAUCAAUCCAUCAAUUAUCCACUCUCUCCUCCCAUUUCACUCCAGUGGGCACUCUUUGUUACUCUCCAAGUAACCUAUUCUCAGUGUCCUGUUCUCAUCUUUCUUGCCACAUACCUAUUGCUCUUGUCUACCCCCCUGUUUGACCACUCUCCCCUGCUAAUCAGUCAGUUUAUCCAUCUUCCUAUCUUCGAAGCCCUUUAUGAAAUCAAAUCUGGGAGGCCUUUCCUGGUUGACUUCUAAUCUCCUUACUUGAUAUUGUCCAGCAUGCCACUUAAGAACUUCCACAGCGCCUAAUAAUUUAAAUAAUUGUAACCCUCUAUGGGACUUAUGUACACUUUUUAAUACUUUUUCUUCUUUCUAUCUGUAAUUUAUUUU
This is a messenger RNA of Tachyglossus aculeatus (Australian echidna), 3106 nucleotides long. It is a transcript of the gene OLFM4, whose product is annotated as olfactomedin 4. The transcript has 5 exons. Gene Ontology annotation, biological process: signal transduction. The record is from RefSeq and is a predicted model, not a curated record. The coding region runs from base 5 to 1510 and encodes 501 amino acids. NCBI's taxonomy places the organism in Eukaryota, Metazoa, Chordata, Mammalia, Monotremata, Tachyglossidae.